AUGGUUGUAACAAUCGAGGUGUGUGUACGAUCACGUGUUGAAAAACGAGCGCAGCGUUCGCCGUUCUUCAAGCAUUUUUUCCAAGUAAUGAGCCAAAUGUCACACCGUGUUGCUCCUCGAUCGCCGAACGGUGCUGGACCAUGCAACGUCUAUUGCCAAGAUCCUAUCGAUGAUCCAGAAACUGGCCGUACCAUCAAUGUCCGACGUCGUUUCAACUCAGGAAGCGUGCAAAGGCCGCCCAGCAUUCUCAGUGGACUUCGAGGUCUCGUUGGGGGCCGACAACGGUCGGAAAGUCUUGGCGGUCAGCUUUUGAGAAAACCUGUGAAGCUCAAAAAAGUGCAGGUGAAUGGCUGCCAGUUGUCAUCGGUUUACGAUUUGCGCGAGGGCGAUGAGGGGUCUGCCGAUCUAUACGACGACGAUUGGGCAUUUCGAAGGCCUAGAAGUAACAGCUCGGAUUUCUUGAUUUUACGAAAAACAUCUCGACCACUUAGUGUGGAUGUCGUGGGGCUUGUAGAUUCACAAUCCGAUCCAUAUCGACAAUAUAUGCGGGUAGUAGAUUGUUAUGAACUAGCCCCUCCAGCCGGCAACAUUAUCGCCAUUGACAAAUCCAUCAAGGUCGAUAGGGCAUUUUCCGCGCUUUGUGAACAAAGUGUCCACUCUGGUUUGGUAUGGGAUGCUGCAGUAGGACGCAUAACGUCACUAGUUACGUUGACUGACUUCCUUAUGUAUCUGCUUGAUGAUGCAUCUCGGUGUUCUGCUAGCGAAGUUGGAGAACUAAUAUCUGGCGAUACAUUAAUAAGCGUUCCAGCUGAUGCGAAAAUCAUCGAAGCAUGCCAAGAGUUCUGCGUCCAUCGUGUUCACCGUAUCAUCGUUCGCGAACCACAAACUGGUGACAUUCUCUAUCUUCUCACUAUCAAGAGGGUGCUCCAAGCGAUACACAAACAAAAUCGGUCAUUACAUUUCGCUCAGUGGCUAAGCUGUCCGAUCAAAGAUUCUGGCGUUGGAACCUGGGACAGCGUCGUACAUUCUGCAUCCGUGAGCGAUUCGCUGGAUGAGGUAGCGUCAAAACUGCUUGCACAGAAGCUGUCAUCGCUUCCUGUUGUGAAUGCUGAAGGAGAAACUUGUGAUGUUGUCACAAAAGCCGACAUCGCCACUGCUCUCAUGGAAUCGCCUAAUCCUCAGAGUUUUCUCGCUGACACAACCGUAAGCGAACUACUUGGUCGACGUCCGCCACCAGAAUUCAUCACCCCUCAAGAUUCUGUGGGAAAAGUAUUGGAUGCAUUGUUACAAGCGAACCAUAUGCGAUGUAUAUUCAUUCUGGAUGAGCAUAAAAAGCCCGUCGCAUGCGUCUCUCAAUCAGAUGUCAUCACCCACCUGAUCUACAAUGAUGCUCCAUUCCAAAAAUCCAUGCCAUCUUGAUAAAAGUAAAUUUCUUCUAGUGGCAUUGAAGCCGGUGUAUCGAAGCUUUUCUUAUACAUUUUAUCCAGGAUCGAUUUUUUGUUCUACUUGUACAGCACCAAAAUUGCGCCUUUGUACAAACUGUGAAGCAUAUAUGAUAUGAGAUUAUUUAUUUUCUUUUUCUCCACUUAUUUUCAUGCCUUUCAAAUUCCAUAUGAUUUUUCUCUUCGCUUUUACGCAUGUGUUUUGUUGAAUUGUUGAUAUUGGGAAUUGUUGUUAAGAUGUCAGCUAUUCAAAGCUAUGUCGCUCUCUUGGCUCACAUCUUAAAUCAAAAAUUUUGUUUUUUCUUUUUGCAAGCAUGGCUAGGUCGAAGAUGUCUAUGACAAUUCAGUGCAUGAUAAUUGUGUCAUUACAG
Cylicocyclus nassatus is the source of this 1813-nucleotide messenger RNA. Lineage: Eukaryota; Metazoa; Nematoda; Chromadorea; Rhabditida; Strongylidae. The record is from the annotation of a GenBank genome assembly.